This is a messenger RNA of Rasamsonia emersonii CBS 393.64, 432 nucleotides long. RefSeq lists its product as uncharacterized. NCBI's taxonomy places the organism in Eukaryota, Fungi, Ascomycota, Eurotiomycetes, Eurotiales, Trichocomaceae. The coding region runs from base 1 to 432 and encodes 143 amino acids. The record is from RefSeq and is a predicted model, not a curated record. The transcript has 3 exons.
AUGGCACCUGCAGCUGGAAAUCGCCUCCAAGGUGCUAUAUGCAUACACAGCAGUGACAGAGAGGACGCCAUUCAGCAUCGCGCUGAUAUAGUAGCCGAACCGCCAACCGAUGGUGUCGACAGAGACUCCUCCGAGGACCAGGCCGACGGCGUAACCCAGCGGCUGUCUCUUGCCCACGGACGCGAAGCCAAUGUUACGUCUCAAGCCCGACGGACACCUCCUCGUCAUCAAGCUGACGGCCGCCGGCAGGCACAUGGCGAUGGCCAGCCCAAGCAGGGUCCGAAAGACGAUGCGCUUGUCGCCCACCACGUCGGCGAGCGAGCCAAAGACCAGCAGCGUGCACCCGGCCGCCAGCGCGUACACGGACGCGGGCCAGAACAGGAGACUCUCGCUGAGCAUGAGGUCUGGGGAUGCCGGAGCCCAUGGUGUUGA